Messenger RNA from Leucoraja erinaceus (little skate), 2985 nucleotides. RefSeq names its product protocadherin gamma-C5-like. The record is from RefSeq and is a predicted model, not a curated record. Gene Ontology annotation, molecular function: calcium ion binding. Lineage: Eukaryota; Metazoa; Chordata; Chondrichthyes; Rajiformes; Rajidae. Gene Ontology annotation, biological process: homophilic cell-cell adhesion. Bases 160 to 2535 code for a protein of 791 amino acids. The transcript has a single exon. Gene Ontology annotation, cellular component: plasma membrane.
CAGUCACUGCGUUUUAUCGUAUUAUUAAGCUGCGGAGUAUAUAAUACCCUGCCUGUUUUGACUAGGCAAUUAGAAGAUAUAUUCUACAUCGUGGUAAGAACAGUGUUACCGAUUAAUCGAGGAGAGGCCUGUUUUUCAACAUUAUUUGAGUGCGGAACAAUGGCGUACGGACCGAGGUUUCCUUUUAACGAGAUUGCAUUCAUGCUUCUGAUAUGUGCACCGGAUCUAAUUUCCGGGCAAUUGCGUUAUUCUAUACUCGAAGAAAAAGAAGAAGGGGCAUUUGUUGGAAAUAUCGCUCAAGAUCUGGGCCUGAAUGUACGGCAAUUGUCAGCUCGCAAAUUCCGACUGAGCUCCGAUGACGGAGGGCGAUACAUGAAGGUUAGUUUGGACAAUGGAAUAUUAUCUAUUCGUGAAAGAAUCGACAGAGAACGUAUCUGUAGGCAAGCGGAAAUGUGUACCGUGUCUUUUAAAACAACACUGGAAAAUCCGUUAGAGGUGUACCGCGGUGUAGUAGAGAUUCUUGAUGUCAAUGAUAAUCCACCUACUUUCGGAAACGGCAGCAUCGUAUUACAGACAUCGGAAGCGAGUGCACCCGGGGUACGUUUCCGUCUCGAGAGGGCAGAAGAUCCUGAUAUUGGAAUAAAUACUGUCGUCGCCUACACAAUCAGUUUCACCGAGUAUUUUAGUAUCAAAACACACAGAACCGAGAGCGAUGUUCUUAUACCAGAGUUGCUGUUAGAUAAGUCACUGGACCGAGAGCUGCUAUCUUCUUUUCAGCUCUUGCUCACUGCGACAGACGGUGGCACUCCUCAGAGAACAGGGACAGCUCAGAUUCUUGUUACUGUUUUGGACUUCAAUGAUAAUGCGCCUGUGUUUGAUGAUGACAUUUACAGGGUCAGCGUAAGCGAGGAUGCACCACAUGGUACCUUGGUGCUGAAAGUCAAAGCAAAUGAUUUGGACGAAGGGCUGAAUGCUGAGAUAGCAUAUUCUUUCAGUGAUGUUGAUUUGCGAAGAGCGCGUCAUUUAUUCAGUUUAGACCCAUAUAGUGGGGAGGUUCGAGUUGAAGGACCGCUGGAUUUUGAAGAAGCAAACAGCUAUUCUCUUGCUGUUCAAGCUGUGGACCACGGUUCACCCGCAAUGGCCGGACAUUCUAACGUGCUGAUCAAGGUCAUUGACGUGAACGAUAACGCGCCUGAGAUUAAGGUGACAUCAGCUUCCAACAAAAUCCCGGAAAAUGCUCCGCCAGGGACAUUCAUAACGUUCUUUGAUGUUAUUGACCGGGAUUCUGGAGAGAACGGUCAAAUCAGCUGCGAGCUACCCAAGAAUAUCCCAUUUAGCCUACAGACAUCAUCGAACCAUUAUAAAUUAAUUACCAGUGCAACGUUGGACCGUGAAACAAUUUCUGAGUUUAAAUUACCAAUUCUAGCCCGGGACCUGGGAUCGCCUUCACUGACGUCAAAUAAAACCAUCCAUAUUACAAUAACCGAUGUAAACGAUAACGCCCCGCGGUUUGCUGAAUCAACCUAUAACGUAUAUGUGAUGGAGAACAAUGCACCCGGCGCAUCGAUUUUCGUACUAACUGCUCUAGAUCCUGAUCUGGAGCAGAAUUCCUAUGUCUCUUACUCUUUGGUGGACAAUUUCAUCCAAAAUCUACCAGUGUCCACUUACCUGGCCAUUAACUCCAUGAACGGUACCAUUUAUGCGUUGCGGUCAUUUGACUAUGAGGAACUCAAAAACUUCCAGAUUAACGUACAAGCCCGAGACGCUGGGGUGCCUCCAUUGAGCAGCAGCGCCACGGUGAAUGUGAUCAUCCUGGAUCAAAAUGACAACGCGCCCGUAAUUGUUUCACCUUCAGAACAAAGUGGAUCAGCAGAGGUUUUGCGCCGGUCAGCGGGUCAAGGGUAUUUGGUCACCAAGAUAAUGGCAACUGAUGAAGAUUCUGGUCAGAAUGCACGGCUCUUUUAUCAGAUGGUGAAAUCUACCGAUCCCACUUUGUUCACCGUUACGAAAAAUUCAGGUGAAAUCAGAACAGCGCGCAGUAUUUUGCAGACAGAUAUUUCUGUACACACGCUGGUCAUCUUGGUGAAGGACAAUGGGCAGCCAAGCCUGUCCAGUACAGUUACAAUGAACAUUAGCGUUUUGGAGAACAGUACUGAAGGAAUCACGGAAAGCAGUACCUUGGUGAAAAAUUCGGGAUAUUUAUCUGAUCCAAAUGUUUACUUAAUCAUCAUUUUCAGUUGCACCUCCGUUGUCUUCCUUCUGAUCAUCGUUCUGUUGAUUGGGAUCAAGUGUAAACAGGAUAGAAGUAUCAUCCAAGGGUAUAACACCCCCAGUUAUUGUUACAAUCGCGGAGAUUCGCAGGGCACGUUUAAUGGAAGGCCUGCCAUGGAGGAAACUUUACGCUAUCCCGGGACAGGACGGGUUGUCCGUGUGCCGGAACCGCAUCAAUACUCGGUCUGCCUGUCUCCAGAGUCAGCGAAAAGUGAUUUUCUCUUCUUGAAGCCAUGCGGCGCUCCCACGUCUCAGGCGCAAUGAUGCGUAACCCCUUGGAAGGGGUAUCUUAUUUGGGGUAAUUAUAAUAUCAAGGAAUGUGAAUCAUUCGUGAGUGAAAUAUUUAGGAAAAUAUUAUUUUGAUCCAUUUUUACGCUUUCGUUUAAAUAGUGCAUUUGUUGUAAUGGUUAAAAUAUAUAACUUUCAGCAAAUAAAGUCCAAUCGAAUGAGUGUUGGAUCUGUCAAAUCUAAAAUGUCUUAUUGCUUAUCAUUGAACGACGGACAAAUAUACACUGUCCAUCUUCAAAUCCAGUGUUAAAACGCAUUUGUACUCCCUGGCUUUUGACCAUGCCUGAGGCUUUGCUUCUGUUUGUGGUGUUUUUGAUGUUUCUUUAUUUUACAUGUCUUUUCCUACUAUUUCUUUUGAUUGUUAUUUUUGGUGUGUAUUAACUUUUUUGUCAAUGAUUAGUGAUGUACAGCACUUUGUUGCAGCUA